CUUAAACCAUGAUGACAAAAUAUAACGUCGUUUCAAGGAUUAUUCCAAACAUCGUGAGGAAUCAUCCACUUAGAUGGACAUCAGUGGUCAGUAGUGGCACCACAGAUGAGGUGAAACCAUUUGAGGAUAUCCCAGGUCCUAAAGGACUUUACAACAUUCCAUUCAUCGGGUCCUUCUUUCACUUCAAGCCUUUUGGUAAAUUUACACCCCAGAAAACGCAUAAGCUGUUUGAGAGUUUACACGAAAAGUAUGGGCCAGUGGUUCGAGUCCAACUUGGAAGAGAAUGGGUCAUGUUGGAGGAUGUUAAAGACAUGGAAAAUGUCUUCAGAAACGAGGGCAGAUAUCCAAUAAGGGAAGUCAGUGAUAUUACCAAACUGAUUUAUCAGAGGCAUGGAUUCAAGUUGACGCUUAGCCACUUGCAAGGAGAAGAAUGGCAUGCACUGAGGACCCCAGUCAACAAAAGACUUAUGAAGGCUGACUCCGCCUAUCAUUACCUGGAGCCGCAGAACGCUGUAGCCGAUGAAUUCGUUCAAAUGUUGGCCACACAAAAAUUAGCACCGGAGAAAAUGAAAGAUCUGUUCCUUCGCUACGCUGCUGAAAGUAUAGGAGUGGUGACGUUCAAUACCAGACUGGGUUUCCUGGAGCACUCCCCAGACCAAGAAACGUCUGAGUUUCUGGAAGCGACAAAACAAUACUUCGCUAUAACAGGUGCAAUUAUAAGUGGCACAACCUUUUCCUAUAGAUGGUACAGGAGCAGGAUUUAUAGGGAUAUGGAGAAGGCGAUUUUUGCGAUUCGGAAGUAA
Messenger RNA from Physella acuta, 803 nucleotides. Its product is annotated as cytochrome P450 10-like. NCBI's taxonomy places the organism in Eukaryota, Metazoa, Mollusca, Gastropoda, Physidae. Gene Ontology annotation, molecular function: heme binding; oxidoreductase activity, acting on paired donors, with incorporation or reduction of molecular oxygen; monooxygenase activity. The record is from RefSeq and is a predicted model, not a curated record.